This is a messenger RNA of Babesia microti strain RI, 2895 nucleotides long. Its product is annotated as conserved Plasmodium membrane protein, unknown function. The record is from RefSeq and is a predicted model, not a curated record. Bases 1 to 2895 code for a protein of 964 amino acids. Lineage: Eukaryota; Apicomplexa; Aconoidasida; Piroplasmida; Babesiidae. The transcript has 4 exons.
AUGCCUAAUUUUAGCGAUGAAGCAUUUGAAUAUCAGCCGGAUUCUACUAUUUCAAUAGACGAAACCCAUCCUAUUUGCAGCAAUGAUUUAAACAGUAACAAUCAAUUAUCUAAAAAGUCAAAACAAUCUAAAGACAUAGCGGAUGAAGAUAUACCAUCGAGACCAAUCAAUGAAGUAUCUAUCCAUAGCCUACUAGGCGCAACAUCAUCUCGAUAUAAAUUUGCUAAAAAUGCAUCAUCCUCAGAGACAAACUCAGUCCUUACCAAGGAUUUCUACAAAACAAUAGUUUUCAUGGAUUAUCGCCGUUUGCGGCGUAGAUUUAACGGCAUUCGAAAACCAAUUUCCUACAAACGCCUAUUCGCUAUAUGCAUCUAUUGCAUAAUUUUGGUUUGCUUGCCACUGUUGUAUGUAGAAGUUCAGAAGGAAAAAUAUAUUAUCAGUUUGAGAAUUGACAGGGAAAUCAAGCCCUUUAUUUCGUUGUUUGUAUUUAUCAUACUAGUGAUAGUUAAUGCGAGAUUUCAGUUGAAACAAGCGGUUAAAUGGCCAGUUAUACUCUCCUACAUAUCAAUCCUAGUUAUGGGCAUUGGAAUGCUGAUAUCUAGGAGCUACGAAUCUAUGUUGCACGUUUCUCGCCUCGUGUUGAUAUACUACUGUCCAAUACAAUUGUUUCUUCUAAUCACCAUAUACAUAAUCGUGCAGAUUUGUCCAUUAUUGGCCUUGAAAGGGUUCUUGUUCCCAUGUGCUGACCACUUUAGAAUCCUUAGUGGAUUUUUUGAAAAUAACCGAUUGCUAGUUGUUAUUAGCAGAUAUAACGACUACUCACUCAUGUGCGGGGGCCCUGUGUGUGGGCUACCGCGGUGCUUGUACCAGUCUGUAUACAGAAUGAUCACUAGAAUUUGUGUUAAGGUAAGGGGGUACGUUAAAUCAACUACGAGCGGGUAUGGUGAAGCCCCCUUUUCCCACCAAAUGCGGUACCAAGGCAAGGUUGACGACAGGGGUAGGCCUCAUGGCUAUGGCGAGUGGCUCGAGGAUCAUUCGUUCGGCGAAAGGCUUAAGGGUUACUGGUGGCACGGAUAUCCAAUAGGCCCCUUUUCGUCCCAGGAAAUAGGGUCAGGUAGCAUUUUCGCCAACACCCGUGUUGCAUUUGUUACCAAUACACAAUCGGAAGAAGAUGUAAUGUUUGGUGUAGCGUGUACAGAAUGCUCAAUAAGCGGCCACUUUUUCCGCUACUUCCCAGUCACUUACUUCUUUCAUCCUAGACAUUCAAAUAAGGUUGUACAUGGUAAUUUAAUAACCAAAUCUCUUUACAAAAAUGAUUUUUUUCGUCUAAUGAAACCUGAGUUUGAUCGAACACAACCUGCAACCAUCGAGUGGUGCUUCAAGAUGCUCAGGUCUCAGUUUUGGCUCAACAUGCCCAAAAGAAUAACGUCUUGCACGGUCAACGUAGAUAAGUGGUCUGGUUUACGGGUUGAGGGGUUUUUACCGAAGCCUACAGACCAGAAUUCCAGAUUUAAUCGGGUUAAAUCAUUGGGUACAGACACAACGAGCUUUUCAAAAGUAUCACCAUUUAACAGGUUUUCAGGCAGUGCUAGAGAUAAAUUAGUCUUUAGGAUUAUCAACAAGAAUGGUAAGAAGUGGACUGGCGAUAAGGUGAUAAAAGAGUGUUAUAAGUCGCAACUAUUUGUAGAUGAGGAUGAGUGGGCGAUUAUGGAUCGCAAAUGUCCAAUGGUGAGCGUUGAUGGAUGGAUUCCAAUUAGAUCAUUGGCAAAAUAUGACAAGGUAUCCUAUGAGGCGAUAAUUUUUGUUCACGGAUACAACCUUACCCUGGCUCAGGCCUGUGCCCAGUUGUCUCAUUUUAUUUCAUUUUCAAAACUCCCUCCCUAUAUAGUUCCAUUUUUAUUCCAUUGGCCAGGAAAGUAUUGGGGACAACUCUCAGCCUUCGCCUAUCCAAUUGCCAAGAAGUCGGCAGAAUCUACCAAUGUGGGUAAAUCCAUGGCAAAGUUUUUACGUGAGUUGCAAAAGAUGGGGAUUGUUAGGUUACACUUUCUCGCCCAUUCUUGUGGAGCGCGGGUCUUUUUCAAUGGAUUAUACCAUUGUGUAUCGCAGGGAUUAUUUCGGAGAAUAGUCUCAUCUGGGGACGAUGAACCUCCAUUUACGGACUCAUAUUCACAACCAGAGAUGGUUUUACAAUCUUGUGUCCUUAUAAAUCCAGACUAUUCGCUGGAAAAGUUUGUCAACUCUGACUUUUUCACCCUGAGAACUUACUGUGACAGUAUAAUAAUCUAUGCAGAUACUCGAGAUCAAUGCCUGACCAUGUCCAGCCUUUGGAACAAGGAAAGGGUUGUUGGGAAAUCAAUAUUUGGAUUGGCAACGAACAAGGCUAACCUAAGCUGUUUGGUUGCUGACCACAGGCUAGCCAAAUCCUACACUCUCUACCCAGAAAUGCUCCAUAACCCCAUUAAUAACUCUGGCGACAAUAAUUGCGACGAAAGUACCCAAAACAGCAAUUCUGAUCAAAAGAGUGAAAUGAUAUCCAAAAUUUCCUGGCUUAACCCAAGGAAACGGAAUGGUAGAUGCCGUCCAUCAUGGAAGGGGAUAAGUGACAUAGGCGGCGAAAGGAACAUUUUCGGAAAUGUAAUCAAAACACUGGAAGACACAAGCUCACAAAUUUGGCUAGAUCUAGAUGUGGUAGACAUGAGCACGAUUGACUCCAACGUAGACUUUCUCAAGCAUUCUUCAUACCAAAUGAAGCGGGAGAUCAUGGAUGAUAUAAGGGAGGUGAUACUGCUAGGCAAUAGGGCUGAGGACCGUCGCUACAGGUUGGAUAGGAGGCGAGGCAAUGUACAUGUACUUAGAAUUGCUCCGGCUUCAGUCUCGCAGCUUUUGGGGGAUUAG